UGAAUUUUCUUUUUUAUUUUCUCCUCUUUGGGAACCACGUGGACAACGAAAUUGGUCACAGGCGCUUCCUCCACCGGCAGUUCUUGGACUUCACCGGCAGGGGUCUCUACUUCCCUAUCAGAAACUCUACCACUCUCUUCCACAUCAAGCGUCUUCUCCCUCACUGAUCAAGGCACCACAGACGUAAAGUCCACUGACCAAACAGUGCUAGUCCCAGAGGUCACCGUCCCCACUCGUGAUUCUUCUGCCGUUGAUCAUUUCCCGGAGAGAACCACUCCUGUCCCAGCACUGCAGUACAUCACCACUGGCUCUAUGACCAUUGCCACCGAGGGCCGAGAGCUGGUAGUCUUCUUCAGUCUGCGUGUUGCUAACAUGCCCUUCUCCGACCACCUGUUCAACAAGAGCUCUCUGGAGUACCAAGCUCUGGAGCAACGAUUCACACAGCUGCUGGUUCCAUAUCUAAGAUCCAAUCUCACGGGGUUUAAGCAACUUGAAAUACUUAACUUCAGAAACGGUAGUGUGAUCGUGAACAGCAAGAUGAGGUUUGCUGAGUCCAUCCCAUACAACCUCGCCGAGGCUGUGCAUGGCGUCUUGGAGGAUCUUUGUUCCAUUGCAUCCCAACAGCUAGAUCUGGAAAUAGACAGCUUCUCUCUGAACAUCAAACCAGAUGACCCAGAAGAUCCCUGCAGAUCCCUGGCUUGUGGUGAAUUUGCCCAGUGUGUGAAGAAUGAGCAGACUGGGGCUCAGGGAAAAGGAGCUCCAUGCAGGUCAACAGAUCACUCUAAAAACCAAGUACAUGAAACACAUGGUAAAAAUUUCCAACAUCUGCAAAAUAAGAUAACCAAGAAAAGAAAUUCUGAAUUACUGGCUGCAGGAUUUGAAGAAUUUAACCAUCAAGAUUGGGAAAGAAAUUAACCACUGGAAAUGUACAAAUUACCACUUAAGCUAUCUCAAGACAGAUGAUUUGCUUUCCCAAGGAAAACCAUAGCUAGUCUGUCAAAAUUGUGGAAACAGGCAGGCAUAUUCAACAGUCACCAGAAUCUGGACAGAUAGUCAACCCAGAAUCAGCACAUACCAGCUUUUGAGUAUGCAAGUCAUUUACCUGACAACUAGUAAGCCCUGAAGAAAAAGACACUUUUUAUCAAAAUCCAGAAUAUAAUCAGUGAAACAUAUUUCAAUUAUUGUUGGAUGAUAAUUAAGGUGAUAGUAAGCCAAGUUUUCUUCUAGAUGCCUUUAAAAUAUCAUUCAAAAAUCAUGUGCAACAAAUGCAAUUCACUGUUUUGGGAGUUGAGCAAUAUAUCAGGAAGCAAGGUCUUAAUAGAAUAUAUAUAUAUACAAACCCAUAAUCCCAGAACUCUGGGAGGGCAAGACAGGAGGAUUGUUGUUCAAGCCUAGUCUGAGCUACUUAGGGAGACCCAGUCUCAAAAUUAAAAAUUUUAAAACCUGGGGCUAUAGCUUAGGGUGAAGGCUCUGGGUUCAAUCCACAGUAUCAACACAAAAAAAUAAAGUCAGUAGAUAGAUACAUAGAUGAUAUAUAGAUGAUCACUUAUGCAAGGAGACACAGGUCUCUGAAUGCACGAGUGUGUGGUAGUACAGAAGCACAAUGAUGAGUGUAUACAUGCUCCACACUACAAUGUCUGAUACACACAUGUACACACAGCCCCGUCAGUCAUUUUUAGGUACAAGGGCUUUGUAUAAGUACUGCUUACAGAUUAUUUUAUUGACAAUAAUUUCUGAAUUGUUCUUUUAAAAAGGAACUGAAGUUCAAAUAUACACAACACUGUUUUAAAGGACCACUUUUGGCAAGUAGUGGAGAGAUGGUUUUACUCUAUGACAUGAUUAAUUCCUGUCUUCACCAGAUGAACAAUGUCCUCCUAAAAUAACUUCAGUGAAUACUUCCUCACACUAAUUUUGCUGUGCACAUACCUAGAUUGGCUUCAACAUAUCUUCAUCCCAUUUUUACUGUGCUAGUCAAUGAACAAUUAAGGCCUCCACAGCUCUUUCAAACAUCUCAUUAUCAAAUAUAUUUGCUGCAAAAUCUUUUCAUAAAUUUCUAAUAAAAUGAAUCUGUGCUUUAAUAGUU
Molecule: messenger RNA, 2083 nt
Organism: Heterocephalus glaber (naked mole-rat)
Lineage: Eukaryota; Metazoa; Chordata; Mammalia; Rodentia; Bathyergidae
Source: RefSeq, a predicted model, not a curated record